AUGGAGGAUUGGGACCAGAUGAUGACCGUCCCGAAAAUGCCGCAAAAAGCCCCUUGUCUUGGGAGUCUUGCUGGGUACGCCGAUGAUCAGGUUGAUUGCUUGCGGGCCAUCCGGAUGUACUCCUCGGCUAGCCUUUAUGUAUACUGUUCCAAGAAUCCGAUCUUCGCUGCAAUGGACAACGAGGAUAGUACGAAGUCCUCCGAGCGAGUCGUAUGGAUUAUUUCCCGCAGUAUUAGUGAGUCAAGUCAAGUCUUGAGUCUCAAGGAAUGUCGGGAGGACUCGACUCGGGAAAUGCAUAUUGUUUCGUCUUGUCCUGCGGAGGGGCGCGGAUUUAUAUAUGCUCCACUGUCUUACAUACUACCUACUACGGACACAUACUAUUGCCCUGCCCUGCCUUGCCUACUACUCCGUACUGCAGAUUUACAGGAAAUGUACAGAUCAAGUGCACGUAAAGAAAAAGACAGGGAAAAGGGGCCAUUCAUUUACCGUCGGGCAAAGAAGACAAGUGGACAGGUUCAGACCGGACGCGCUGAGGUCGUCUCGACUCGCGGGUCGAGCGCAAUCCCCGAUGUCGCCCGACCAGCAGCCCGCGAAAAGGUCGUCGUGCUCGGGUCCGGCUGGGGCGGGUACAUCUUCUCGCGCAGGCUGUCGGACGAGCAGUACUCGUGCACGGUCGUUUCCCCCCGGUCGUACUUCGUUUUCACGCCGCUCCUGACCGCGACCGCGGCCGGAAACCUUGACUUCUCCAGCAUCGUCGAGCCCGUGCGUGACCUCAAGACUCGCGUCGACUUCGUCCAGGCCGCGGCCCGCGCCGUCGAAUUCAAGCGGAAGGUCGUCAUCUGCGAGCCGACUAUCGUCCGGAGCGGCGUCACGGAGCAGCCGCGCGUCGACGAGCCCGAGCGAGAGAUCGACGAUGGGCCUGAUACGGGCUCCAAGCGCGGCAAAGAGCAUCUCCGCCAGUGGGAGGAGGCCGAGCGGUUUGAGAUCCCGUACGACAAGCUAGUCAUCGCCGUCGGGUGCAUGAGUCAGACGUUCAACACGCCGGGCGUGCGCGAGAACGCCAUGUUCUUCCGCGACGUGGGCGAUUCGAAGCGCGUCAAGCGCCGGGUCCGCGAGUGCUUUGAGCUGGCCAUCCUGCCCACGACGAGCGAGGAGAUGCAGCGGUAUCUGCUGCAUUUCGCCAUUGUCGGCGCCGGCCCGACGGGCACCGAACUGGCGGCCACGCUGCGCGACUUUAUCGUCAGAGACAUGGACCGGCUCUACCCGGCGCUGAGGGGCAAGGCGCGCAUCACGCUGUACGACAUUGCGCCGAAAGUACUGAGCAUGUUCGACGAGUCGCUGUCUCGAUACGCCAUGGAGACGAUGCGGAAGGAAGGCAUUGAGAUCAAAACGGCACACCACGUGCAGGAGCUCCGCUGGGGCGUUCCCUACACGGACGGGCCGCAUGAGAUGGACCCCAAGGGGUGUUUGACCCUCAAGACGCAGGAGGAGGGUGAAGUGGGCGUGGGCCUGUGCGUGUGGGCGACGGGGAAUGCGAUGAACAAGUUCAUCAAGUCCCUGGACGUCGUGAAGGAGUUCCCGACGUCGUCCGUGGUGCUGAAGAGCGGCGAGCCGCCGUCCGCCGUCGCCGAGAGCAGCAGCGGCGCAUGGCACGUCAAGAAGGCGCCGCGAACGGGCGCGCUGCUUGUGGACGGGCAUUUCCGGGUGCAGCUCGAGAGCGAGCAGGGCCAGACGGCCGUGCUGCAGGACGUGUUCGCGAUCGGUGACAACGCGAUGCUGGAGACGGGGGCGCCGCCGAUGACGGCGCAGGCGGCGAAACAGGAGGCGAAAUGGCUGGCUGAGCGGCUGAACAAGCGCGACCUGGAGAAGACUGACAAUUUCUCGUUCCGCAACAUGGGCAUGCUGGCGUACAUCGGCGACGCCAACGCGCUGAUGCAGAUCCCGCACGAUCGGUGGAACAACGGCGCCCGCAAGAUCAAUGGCUACCUGCCGGAGGGUCUCCGGGGGCGGACAGCCUGGUUGGUGUGGAAGCUUGCGUAUCUGAGCAUGAGUCUCAGCUGGCGCAACCGCUGUCGGAUUUUGUUCCGGUGGAUUGUGAACCGACUGUUUGGGACCGAUAUUUCGAGGUUUUAA
Molecule: messenger RNA, 2133 nt
Organism: Rasamsonia emersonii CBS 393.64
Lineage: Eukaryota; Fungi; Ascomycota; Eurotiomycetes; Eurotiales; Trichocomaceae
Product: Pyridine nucleotide-disulfide oxidoreductase
Exons: 5
Coding region: 1-2133 (710 amino acids)
Molecular function (GO): NADH dehydrogenase activity
Source: RefSeq, a predicted model, not a curated record